GAAAAGGGUUGGCCUUGGCCUUGGGGACGGGGUGGGUCCAAUUCAUCCUUAUUUAACAUUUGCCCUUCCCUCUACUUCCUCACCAAACACCCUCAUAUCUCUCUUUCCUAUUACUUACCCGUUUCAGUUCCAAUCCAACCCACCAGCACUCUGGCCUUGAGCAAACUUCAAUUCUUUUUUCUGAAGAAAAAAGCGAACCCAAUUCAGAGAGAGAAAGCGAAUGAUCUCAAGCUCAAGAUUCAUACUUUUGUGCUUUUCUUCGAAUAAAGAAAGAAAGGGAAAAGCCAACGAGGGUUUCCUUCUGGUUCCUCUAAAAUCCAUUCUGUGACUGUAAUGGAGAGUCGUAUGGAUUUCUUCAACUGGCUGGAUUACGAUGCGUUGAUGAAGAUUUUAUUGUGCUUGGAUGAUCCUGCUGAUCUUGUCCGCGUCAGUUCCGUCUCCCGGAGUUGGAGACAUUUUGUUGUCACAAAUGGUCUUAGUAGGCAGCUCUGCAUAAAAAUGUUCCCUACUUUGCAGAGACUUGACCAUGUCGUUGAACCAAGCCGUUGUGUUAAGGAUAUUACAGAAGUUGGAUGCAGCAGAUUUGUGGAAGAUGAAAAUCUCGGGGUUGAACACCGAGCUUUUGCAUUUCUAACUCGUUCUUGCAAAACUUUACCUUUGAGAGAAUGUAUAGGAGAAGCUAUAAGUGCUUCUAGCACUGAUAAUUAUCCGGAUGAGAGUGUUCGUAAUACCCUGGAACCACAUGAGAGAGUUGGAAGGCGGCCUUCUUAUUGGUCUAGUAAAGGACAAAACAAGUCUGCAGUGCCUGAGACGCUCGUCUAUAAGCUGGCCAGCGACAUAUGUGUGGUUUCUGAAAUCAACAUAAAGCCGUUCCAAGCUUAUUUUCAGUGGGGUUCUCCUAUAUAUUCUGCCAAAUUCGUAAGAUUUCGGUGUGGCCAUCCCAAUGUUCCAAUGGAUGGUCCCAUGAGCGAGCCAUGUGAUGUUUGUCCUGCUGAGAAAUUCACGUGGACUUACACUUCCCCCGAGUUUCCUAUGGCACAGUUUUUUUCUCGGACCAAGCAUCUGAAGCAGUCCCAGCUUAUCCUUCCGCUACAAGUAUGUCCUGUGGUUCUGAUUAGGGGAGAAUAGACUACAAAAUUUCAAGCUUCCUGACCCCAUCCUUUGCAUUGGUGGAAUCCUGAUGAUUGAGCUUUUAGGCAGAGUUCAGAAACAAACAAUGGAUGGGCUCUUCUAUAUAUGCAUCUCUCAUGUUCAAGUCAUGGGCCGCACUUUAUCACCUGCAUUCGGGGUCGAAAUCUUGGAGCCGUCUGGUUGUUUCACCUUAAAUGCACUGAGCUACGAACCCACCUUGCCAGAGAAGCCCUCCCCGAAUGCGUACUUGCAAGGGCGGAUAAGAGACUUGGAGCAGAUAUUGAAUCUAUUAAGAGACCAAGGAGUAGUUGUUGAGGAGUACGAUUGGAAUGGAGACGAGGAGGAGGUCGACGAUGAGUUUGAGGAGGACUUCGCUCUCUGAGUCCCCUCAACUGACCACUUCAAGGUAGAAGCUGUGCGCACUGCUUCUGUGCCUUGUAAUUUGUAUCUCAUGCAUUUGGGCCAAGCAUAAUGAUCUCUGGUUUUCACCCAGUUAAUGCGGAGUGAUGGUCCUUGAAAUGCCUUUGUUUCCCCGCGCUCGCUGGGGCAAUGUUUGUAUGUGUAUCUGUUUCAAAUAAUAACAAAAAUAAGGUCAUGCUCAUGCCUUCGUUUUUAUUUUUCCCCUUCUCCUUUGGUUCAUGAGCACUAUAUGCUACUCACCGAUUAAGGGACGAGAGAUCGAAGGAAGAUAAGGUUCCCGAUUCACAAACACAUAACUUUCACACCC
Linum tenue is the source of this 1858-nucleotide messenger RNA. The record is from the annotation of a GenBank genome assembly. NCBI's taxonomy places the organism in Eukaryota, Viridiplantae, Streptophyta, Magnoliopsida, Malpighiales, Linaceae.